CUUUUACGUGCAAUUUUCUACCUUAAUUUGUUAUAAUUUGAAUUGUUAAAUAUUAAGAAUUAUGCAAUUUUAGUGAAAUUUAAUGAAUCCAUAAAUGGUUUCUUCAGAAAUCUUAAUGAUAAAAGAAAAAUGUGUAAUUUGAAAUAUAAACUAAAUGAUUAAUGAAUAAACAACAAAAAUCUCCCCGAAAAAAUCGUAGACGUAAAGAAAAACAAAAAAAAAGAAAUUCCAAUGCGCAGAAGCACAAGCCAACAAUCAGUUAUUGUAAAUUGUUAUGGUGGAGCAGUGUAAAAGGUGGGUGAGGUACUGCUUUAUGUUGUGUGUAAGGUGGUGAGCUUGUGUGUUGAAGUCGUUUUCUAAAAACUAGUGGAUCACCACAUAAACAAACUAAAACACUUGUAAGGCUUUUGCUUGCUGGAGCUCUGGGAAAAUUGUUGAUACAUACAUUACACAGUGAAGAGGAAAAUGUACUUUAAGUAACAAUUAUAAAAAACAAAAACACAAAUUCUAAUUAGAAAAACCGUUGUCUAAGCAUAAAUUACUUGCAACGUAUAGAAAAAGCAGAGAAAAAAAAAUACAAGUGUUAUUACAAUACAAAUAAACGGUGAAAAUAAUAAUGAACUUUAUUGCAUUCGAGUGAUUCCAAAGUCAACAAUAACUACAACAAUAUGUUAACUUUACUAAGUGAAUGUCAUUUUUGGACAACCCGCGAAGAUGUGCGCAUUAAACAUACAGACUUUGGAGCCUUUCGCUAUACACGCAAUCGUGAGUUGCAACACAUGCCUGUGGAUUAUUGUGCGGAGGCUAAACGUGACUAUACAGAGCGACGCAAUGGUUUGACUGUUUUAAAGAAUUCCCGUAAAUCUCGCAUGGGCAGACUAAAAGAUAACCUUAAGCGUUUAGAGGAGCUCAUGCGUACUUCAAAAGUUGUCCACAUACAUUGGACGGAUGGUUCACAAGUUCUGCUGCUUUUUGCCAACGGUAUUAUUGCUCAUAUUUGCAUCGAUAUGUUCACCGGGGAUAUUUCACGCAUGGUGUACGAAAAAUAUUUAGUGGGCAAAUUGGCUGCUGACACUAUAACAGAUGCUUUUUUUACACGUUCUCACAUUGUUUUGGCCUACAACACAAAUCAAGUGACUGUUGUGCAUCUGCAGAAACCCAAUUCCCGGUCACAAGGUCCUGAGAAAAUUUCCCACAUGGAGCCGAAAAUAUUCCAUGCCAUCAUACCGGGAGCAGCUGAAAGGAAGAUAGCACGUCGUCUAAGUGUUAAUACCACAUUUGAUAUGUUUGUUAUAUGGACAAAAUCAUCACAAAAUGAAGUAUUUCCUUGGCGGCCAACAAUGAGAGAUCAAGAUCGUGCCAAUAUUCAUGUAUUUAAACUGAAAGGCAACCAAUUGGAUUUUUUCGCUUAUUGUUGGUCGGAAAAUGAUCCAUUACAUGUGGACUUUUUGCGAUCCACCGAAAACCAAAUUUUAACUUUGGAACAGAAAAUUUCUCGCAAGGGUGAAAUUACGGCUGAAGUUUGUUCUUAUGAAAUAGCUGUGGGCAAAAUGCAAAGGAGUCCAUUAUCCUCCAUACCUAUGGGAACUCAGAUAACUACAUAUGCCUUUAGUCCCGAUCAAGAGAAAUUAUUUUUAGGUACUGUGGACCGUAAUAUAUGCCUGCAUGAUUUAGUUAUGCAGACAACGAAAUGUGUGGCACAGAUUGAUAUUAUUCCUACCCAAUGCUCCUGGCACAGUGACUCCAGCAUGAUUACCAUCGCAAAUACAAGAUCACAAUUUGAAUGUUUCGAUCUAGCCUUAACACCCAUUAGCAACCAACUGCAAAGUGAAGAUGUGACACCAACAAACCUUUUGGACUUAUCACACUACUUUGCCGCACAACCAACUCUUCUGCAAAUUUCCUUUAGUCGUAAACCCGAAAUCGGUCACAGUUCUAAUAACUAUGCCGGUACAGACUGUUUUCUAUUACUACUUUACGACCAAGGGCCAAUAGGAUGUUUACGUUUCUUUGCUGGUGCAGGAAUGCGUGGCGAUAUACAUAAUUCUGGUCUAACAGCUGAUGUGAUACUGGACAAAUAUUUAGCGCUCAAUCAAUUGGAAAAGGCUGUAAAUCUGUUGAACGCUUUGAAUUGGGAAACCUAUGGAGCAAUGUGUCUUAUAUCACUACACAAAAUAGCAAAUCAUGUAUUUUACAAGGGUGAUCAACGACGAACACGCAUUGAUUUGAUGGCAAGAGCUUUGAAAACAUUUACCGAUUCUCUAACCGAAGAAACAAAAGAUGAAUUUAGUGAUCAAGUUUUUGAUUUAAAACGACGAUUUUUCUUCUUCCUAUUAAGGCGCAAUCUAUUUGCUGAAGCUUUUGAAGUGGCUCAAGACAUUGAAGAUUAUGAUUUAUUUAUGGAUCUCUUUAAUAUUACAAAAUUUGAUCCGAAUCUUAUGGAAUUUUCCACAGCCUGUUUCAGUCAAGCAGCUGCCAUACUGCAUGAAGAAGACCGAGCCAAUGGAAACCUUAGUACAGCAAGUGAAUUCAGAUCUGAGUCGGCCUGCUCACAGUCGACCAUAUCAGAUAACACUGCCCGAAGUAGAUUACAGCAACAACAACAGCAGCAUCAAAAAUUUCUGAAAAACUAUGUGCCACCUUUGCCAUCAUUUAAAUCGAAAGUCUUUAAUGCUGAAAUGAUUAAAAUCAACAUACCUAAACCAGAGUUACGCAUAGAUAAUUCUAUACAACAAGAAAGAAGUAGACCUCCACCGCCACCAGUGCCGGAUAAAAAACAAAUUAAACUGAAUCCCACUACAAUAUCAGCCUCAACAUCAAUUGCCUUAAGUAGUAACUUGGCAAAUUUAUCCUUAAAAAGUGCGGCAGUAACACAGCACCAUCAUAAUUCAAAUGGUUUUAAUAACAAUCCUCAAUGGGGCGACCUAAAUGUGUCUCUUAAAAAUCCUCCAUUGAAAUCGGCUUUUGUUCCUCACUUUAACACAAAUAAUUUUGCAACAAAAACCAAUUCUGCCUCGACAUCCAUGCAUUCGACGAAUAACAAUGUCUUACAGCCCUCAGCGUCGACGUCAUCUGCAUCAUAUUCUUAUCUUGCCUCACCGAUUAUCAUAAGUGAUUCUCAUGCGAGUAUAGCAACGCAACGUACAUACCAACAGCCACCAGCCCCAAUAGUACCUAAUAACGCCUAUCAACCAAAAUUUUUCCAACAUCCCCUUGUAUCCGGCAAUAUUCCGUCAUCGGGCACAACCUCCUUAGCUCCAUACAGUAUAUCUAAUGAAGAAUAUCAAAAGGUAUUGCUGAGCAAAAAACCAACGGCUUCAAUACUCUCGAAUGGCUCGGCAACACAAAAUGGUAGCAAUACUUCUGUCCUGAGUGGCAAUAGUGGACAGAAUGGCAAUAUAAAAGAUGGUAGUAAACAUUCCAGCGGAGAGAAGAAUAAAGUCAAGUUUUCGGAUACAGUACAGGUGGCUGUUGUGCCGGAAAUACCCCGCAAAGACAAACUCCUUAUUAAACGUAAUGGUUAUGCUAGACCUCCUCCAAGAAAUUUUACUAACCCCAAAAAGGAAUUACAAGAUAGCUUACCACUUUGUCACCCAAACGAUGAUUAUUUAAAGGAUUUUAAUCCCUUACCAUCAGCAGAACCACCACAAAGAAUCGCAAAUAGAAUUAACAUUAAAGAAGAACACCAUCAAAUAAUUAACAAAACUAACACAACAACCACCACCAUCACCAAUUCCUCAACUCCCAACACAACAACUACUCCAUCCAUAAAAGUAGUACACUUUGGUGUAGUCUAAUCCACUACAACUACUAAUUUCACCUAUAACCUAGUCCCUCCAAUAUUGUUUUCCAAUUGUCUUCCAAUUUUAGUGUAAGUAUUCACAACACACAAAAACAAAAAGUAAUUCCUUAUUAUUCUUAAAACACCAUAAAAUAAAUUUAGUUAAAUCAUAAUAAUAAUAAUACACAACAUAUACAACUUAGUUUUAGCUACACAUUUGUAUGUUAAAUUAUUUGUAUACACAUGUUUUAAAGUGAUUUUGUUAAUAUGGAAAUCCUAGCAAUAUUUAGAUAGUACAAGAGAGUUUUAUUUAUAAUUUAUUAAAUUUAUUAUUCGUUUUUUAUUUUUUUACAAUUUGUAUGGUUACUUAAAACAAAAAUAAAUCAACAUUUAAAUAAAA
Calliphora vicina (urban bluebottle blowfly) is the source of this 4181-nucleotide messenger RNA. RefSeq names its product WD repeat-containing and planar cell polarity effector protein fritz (gene frtz). Gene Ontology annotation, biological process: establishment of protein localization; cilium organization; nervous system development. Lineage: Eukaryota; Metazoa; Arthropoda; Insecta; Diptera; Calliphoridae. Gene Ontology annotation, cellular component: axonemal basal plate. Bases 669 to 3797 code for a protein of 1042 amino acids. The transcript is spliced from 7 exons. The record is from RefSeq and is a predicted model, not a curated record. Gene Ontology annotation, molecular function: protein binding.